Messenger RNA from Nakaseomyces glabratus, 3591 nucleotides. It is a transcript of the gene UBP15, whose product is annotated as ubiquitin-specific protease UBP15. Lineage: Eukaryota; Fungi; Ascomycota; Saccharomycetes; Saccharomycetales; Saccharomycetaceae. The record is from RefSeq and is a predicted model, not a curated record. Gene Ontology annotation, cellular component: cytosol; nucleus. Gene Ontology annotation, molecular function: cysteine-type deubiquitinase activity; protein binding. Gene Ontology annotation, biological process: protein deubiquitination; regulation of protein stability.
AUGGGAACAAAUGUUGAAGAAGUGGGAGAGAUAGUAGAAACAAUUGAUCUAGGGAAGAGCAUUGAUGAGGUUUUUCCAGAACUAGAGGAAGAUCAGGAAGUAUUGGUGGAAGGCUCGUUUACAUGGAGAAUAGAUAAAUGGUCCGAACUGAAAGAGCAUAAAUACAUGUCUCCUAGGAGCCAAGUGGGAGAAUAUCAAUGGGAUGUAUUGUUAUUCCCACAUGGUAAUCAUAACAAGGGAUUGGCGAUAUACCUGGAGCCACAUCCUGAAGAGGAGAAGGAUGAAACUACGGGCGAGUUGAAGCCCGUUGAUCCUGAAUGGUACUGCUGUGCACAAUUUGCCAUUGCAUUGUCAAGGCCUGAUGAUGACCAAGAGAUAAAUCUGGUGAAUAAAUCAAAUCAUAGGUUUAAUUCUCUGGAUACCGAUUGGGGCUUCGCAAAUUUUGUAGAUCUAGGAAGCUUGAAAUAUCCAUCAAAGGGGAGAAAUAGAGGGUUUUUGAAUGACGAUAAAUUGAAUAUAACUGUUUUUGUACGGAUACUGAAAGAUCCAACUGGUGUGUUGUGGCAUAACUUCAUAAAUUAUGACUCAAAGAAGAUGACUGGUUAUGUCGGUUUCAGAAACCAAGGUGCUACAUGUUAUCUCAACUCAUUAUUACAAUCUUAUUUUUUCACAAAAUACUUCAGAAGAUUGGUAUAUCAAAUACCUACUGAGAAUGAGAGCCCCAAUAAUAGUGUGCCGCUAGCUCUACAAAGGUCAUUCUAUCAAUUACAAGUAUCGAAAUUUCCACUAGACACAUUGGAACUAACCAGAUCCUUUGGGUGGGACAGUGCAGAAGCAUUCACACAGCAUGAUGUCCAGGAGCUGAAUAGAAUAUUGAUGGACAGAUUGGAGAAUAGAAUGAAAGGCACAUCGGUUGAAGGUAUGCUGAAUGAAAUCUUUGUCGGGAAGAUGAAGAGUUAUAUCAAGUGUAUAGAUGUUGAUUAUGAAUCUUCUAGGGUGGAAGAUUUCUGGGACCUUCAAUUAAACGUGAAAAAUAUGAAGGGUUUGAAAGAGUCAUUUGAUAACUAUAUUGAAAUUGAAUUGUUAAAUGGUGAGAAUCAGUAUCAAGCACAAGAUUAUGGCUUACAGGAUGCAGAAAAAGGUGUCAUAUUUGAAAGUUUCCCACCGGUACUGCAUUUGCAAUUGAAGCGUUUUGAAUAUGACUUUAAUUAUGAUCAAAUGAUAAAAGUUAAUGACAGAUAUGAAUUCCCGGAAACGAUAGAUUUGUCCCCUUAUUUGGAAGAUUCAAAAAAAGAAAAAGAAAAUAAUUGUGUAUACAAUUUGCACGGUGUGUUGGUUCAUGCCGGAGACAUUUCGACCGGCCACUACUACACAUUAAUCAAGCCUGGUUUGGAAGAUCAAUGGUAUAGAUUCGAUGAUGAAAGGGUUUGGAAAGUAACAAAGAAUCAAGUCUUCGAAGAGAACUAUGGUUUAGAUGCUUUGCCAGAUGAUAAGCUUAGAACAAUGACAAGAGAACAAUAUCAGGAAUAUGUCCUUGCUAGACAUACAAGUGCUUAUAUGCUGGUAUAUAUUAGAAGCGACAGGGAAGAUCAACUAUUGCAACCGGUUUUAGAGAGUGAAGUCCCAAAACAUGUUAUCGAGAGGGUUCAGGAAGAAAUUAAGGAGAGAGAGGAAAAGGAAAGAGAGAUUAGAGAAGCGCACUUGUACUUUCAAAUUCAUUGUUAUACCACGGAAGACUUUAUUGACUAUCAAGGGUUUGACUUAUGUGCUCAUGAGAAAUUUGGAUUUUUCUCUCAAGAUUUACAGAAACGGAAUGGUAGUAGCGGGUUAAGUAUGCGAGUGCUUAGGUCGACAAAAAUUAAAGAUCUAUUUGGAAAUAUAAAAGAAAAUCUAGAUAUUCCCCAUGAAAGAGAGGUUAGGUAUUGGAGAAUGACUAAUAGAAGGAACAACACUCUGAGACUUGAACAUCCGAUAAACUCGAUAAUGGAUAACAUUACACUUGAUGAAGCUUUAAAUUCAGAGGAAGAGGGCUUAGUAUCUUCGAUUGAUAUAUUUGUUGAGGAACCCUAUUUAGAGUUGCAGUAUCUAGUCGAACAAAAGAAAAAUGGCAACUUGGAUACGGCGAUUUUAACAAAAAAUAUGAUUCAGAAUCUAAGAAUAAAUCUCGAUAAGUUAGUACCGGCUGAAAGUAUUCCAACAGUCAUAGAUUAUAAUUCAGCCGGGCAAGAAACUCUAUUUUUGAAGAUAUUUUCCAAGAAAUCACAAAGUAUGAGAGGAUUUGGUGUAUGCACAUUAAGUCAAACUUCUAAGGUAAGUGAAAUUUCUAAUUUAAUUAAUAUUGCGUUGGAAACCAAAGAUGAGAUUUCAUUCAUUGAAGAGAUUCAACCGGGACAUAUUGAGAAAAUUGAGGGCAACGAUGAACUGUAUAUGGCUGAAUUAGGAACGGGUGACAUUUUAUGUUUUAAUGACCCCGUAAAUGACAAGAUCGACGAGGAAACUUCAAAUUCCAUAUAUCCACCAUGUCAAGAUAAUGUGGAGUUUUACCACUAUUUGAGGCACCGUGUUAAGAUUAGGCUUUCAAGGACAAAUGGUAAUGAUGGAAGUAAUGAGCAAGACACAAAUGGGGCCAAGGCUCCAGAGGCGAUAUCGCUUUGGGUUUCCGCUUAUAUUUCUUACCCUGAUUUUGCAGAAGCAGUCGCAAGGCAUGUCAAGGUGAACCCGGAAUUUUUGAAGGUGUACGCACUGUAUGCUAACGGCAGAUUUGCACUGAAAUCAAACUCUAUCUUGAAUGAUUAUUUACUAAAGGAUUAUAAUUGCGAUGAAAUACCUCCUUUUGAAUAUGAGAUACUUUCGAUGCCAUUGAAAGAGCUCGAACAUUUGAGACCUAUUAAAUUUUACUGGUUAAAAUCAAGUUAUUUACAUUUUCAAUGUAUGGAAUUAGAGGUUCCCAAUAACUGUACCAUAGGUGAAUUUCUAGACAAGGUCCAACAAAAGUUGCAGUUUACAGAUGAGGAUCGGAAAAAUAUAUUAUUGUGGACUAAUCAUAAUUCUCAGUUUCAAAAUGUCCUCGCUGAAGACAAUACCUUUAAGAAUCUAGGAAAAACAUCUUUACUAUUUGGAAGGGUUUUGAAAGAAGAGGUUGAUCUGAUCAAGGGACUAAAUGAUCCAGCCAACUCCAUGGAUUCCGGAAUUGAUAAUGAAAUUGAUUUGGUAUCUGACUCAAAUCAUCAGAGACCUGUAGUUAAUGGGAAGUUAAUCAUUGUUGGCCAGUAUUUCAAAGAUCCACAAAAUAAGCAUGGUAUUUCUUUCUUAUUUAACCUGGUACCUGGAGAAAAUUUUAUACAGACAAGAGAGCGACUACAUCAAAAAUUUGGACUUGGUCAAAGAGAAUUUGCGAAAGUUAAGAUGGUCAUUUCUUUGAAUACCUCAGACGGUACCGUAACAAAAUCUCUGCAGAACUACACUGACGAAGAGUUGUCAAGGAUUUAUUUAUUUGACAUUAUGAACAAUUUAGACUAUAUCUAUUUUGAUCAUCCCGAUAGAUUAAAGUCCCAUAAUUCCAGUGAUAGGCCGAUGGUUAUAAAAAGCUAA